AAUUCCUUGCAUCACAAUCUCCAUUUUUUUGCUCAUCAACAAUAACCCUUUGAAUGGAAUUCUUCCAAAAAGCCAAAGUGGUACGCUUGAGAAGCCACCAUGAUAAAUACAUGUUGGCUGAUGAUGAUCAAGAAAAUGUUUUCCAAGACCGCAAUGGGUGCAAUAAUAAUGCUAAAUGGACCGUGGAGAUUCUGGAGAAUUCCAAUGUCAUAAGGUUGAAGAGUUGUUAUGGGAAAUACUUAACAGCCUCCAACAUGCCAUUCAUAUUGAGAGGCACAGGCAAAAAAGUGUUGCAAACAAUGCCUACUAGGUUGAAUUCUUCUGUGGAAUGGGAACCCAUAAGAGAAGGGGUUCAAGUGAGGCUAAGGACACGUUAUGGACAAUACUUGCGUGGUAAUGGAGGGUUUCCACCUUGGAGGAACACCAUCACCCAUGAUGUCCCACACAGAACAUCAAAAGCUAAUUGGGUUUUAUGGGAUGUGGAUAUAGUGGAGCUUCGCCCACAAAAACAACCUCCCAAACCUAAAUCAAGGCCUACACCUAUUACCCCACCCAAUCGUUCUAUGAAUCCAACCCCAAGAGAUCUUUCACCCUGUUCUUCUCCAUUAAUUUCAGAUAUGGAUUCCCUUGUCAAGAUUGAUCUUAGGUCCCCUACAACAUCUGAGCGUGAUGAUUUGUUUGAGUGUUUGUCACCAAUAAAAGAAGGAAGAAUUAUAUUUUAUGACGUGGGUAAUGAAAAUGGUGAAAUUGAUGAUUCAAAGAAAGAGGCAUUCUUUACAUUUAAAGGAAGUUGUGUGAAUGAGUUAAAGGAUAAAUUGAAGGAAGAAACAGGACUUGAUGAUAUUCUCGUGUGUUGUCGCAAUCCCUUGAAUGCAAAACUUUAUCCUCUUCAUUUACAACUACCUCCUAAUAACACUGACAUGCAUGUUGUUGUGGUUCCUUCUUCAUUCAAAGUCCAAUGAUGCUAGGAGGUCACAUUUAUUAGCAAAUGAAUGUUCCAAUAGUUGUGUGCAUGCAUACUUGCUGAAUUGAACCUACAAAUGCAAGUGAACCAACUAAUCAGACAUUCAAACCACGGGGCAACACGACCAACGAAGAAGAAAUAAUUUUUUAUUUUUAUUUUUUCUGAAAGUUGUUAGAUUUGGCUAUGUGAGAUGUAGUCUUCUAUAUAAUUCUUAAUUAGGAAACUUGUUGCCUCUUGUAAGAACUAACUAUUAACAUAAUUCAAUACAAGGUUGUAAUUUUUCUAGAGCUAUACUUUUAACAUCUUA
Molecule: messenger RNA, 1271 nt
Organism: Cajanus cajan (pigeon pea)
Lineage: Eukaryota; Viridiplantae; Streptophyta; Magnoliopsida; Fabales; Fabaceae
Source: RefSeq, a predicted model, not a curated record